This is a messenger RNA of Mytilus californianus (California mussel), 1379 nucleotides long. RefSeq lists its product as uncharacterized. The record is from RefSeq and is a predicted model, not a curated record. Bases 205 to 1050 code for a protein of 281 amino acids. NCBI's taxonomy places the organism in Eukaryota, Metazoa, Mollusca, Bivalvia, Mytilida, Mytilidae. The transcript is spliced from 8 exons.
GAAUUAAACAAGUUGUUUUAUCUACUGACUGAGACGUUGUUGUGUGUCGUCGGCUUACAUGAUCAGACAGCUAGUAGUAAAAAGUCCGUUGCAGAAAGGGUUCAUAACAAAAUCGUUAAACUGGUUUCAUCCUCUGACAGCAUUCUGUCAAUACCAACCUUUGAUCAGAAAACAACUGAGGAAUAUCAUGCAAAGGUUGAAGAAAUGAAUAUACUGAUGAAAACACAUAAAUAUAUAUACAAAGAACUACAAAGACAACAGGAGAUCUGUUGGACUGCUGACCGUAAAGUAGAGAAAUACGAAUUAUGCUUGAAAACGGCCGAGUUGUCAAGAUAUUUCAAUUCGAACAAACUAUCAAGAUCAAAACUGAAAGCCAAAGAUGACAGCAUUGAAUAUUUGCAGACUACACUAACUGAUAAAAAAGAGAAAGCAGCGGAAACAGCCAAGAGAUACUCAAUUUUGAUGACAAAAGAGCAAACUACAAGAAAUGCUUUGAGAUUGCUCGAAAGGGAACUAUUGGAUGAUAUACAAUUCAACUUGGUAGAGCGUUUACAGAGCGGACUAGUGUGUCUGAAAUACAUCUUAGCAACACAAACGAACAAAUUCUAUGAACUACUUCCACACAUUGACAAUUUUGACUGCCGAUUGGCUGCAGAAUCAAUAAUAGAUAAACUUAGCUCCAAAUACCAGUUCAGUUCACCACAGGAAUUUCGAAAUGCAAACAGAUUCAAAACCAAACUACCAGAGAUACAAUUUGUCAGUCACAAAAGAGCUCAACAUAUAAUGAAGGAAGAACCAUCUGUUACAACCAAAGAACAACGCAAUAAUAAUAACGUCAGUUGCCAAGACAACCAGUUCAAUUUUUUAAUCAACACUUAUGUGAAUACAAAAGACUUAUCAGAGAAAACAAACAAAUGCUGUGUCAAAAUUACAGAAGGGAUGGUCGUAAAGUUGAAGGUCGCCACAGACGAGUCGGACGUUGCCUUCGGGUGGUAUAAGACAAACCCAUGGAAUCAAAAGAGAUGGGGAUUCUUUUGGAAAUCCUCUUAAAUCACGAAGUGAAAAUAAACUUUGAUUAGAUGUUGACUUUAUUAUGGAUGGAUUAAAACAACACGUGCUUCAUUGUUGAUAUGUAGGCGUAUAUGUGUGUGGGUGUGUGUGAUAUAUAGAGUGAGAGUAUACUUGUCCCUGUGAGACAUCAUGGACAUUGAGGACAUAUUUUUGUUUUGAGUGUGCGAGAAUAUGUCUGUGUGAGAAGUGUGAGAAUAUGCGUCGGUGGACUGAUCGACAGACUGUGGCUUGAUUUUUUGUAUCUGUAUGAGUAUGAGUGUUUAUUGAGGAGAAAGGUAGAGAGAGGUGACAUCUGUGAGUUGAAUGUA